Molecule: messenger RNA, 976 nt
Organism: Temnothorax curvispinosus
Lineage: Eukaryota; Metazoa; Arthropoda; Insecta; Hymenoptera; Formicidae
Gene: RpL7A
Product: 60S ribosomal protein L7a
Exons: 6
Coding region: 113-919 (268 amino acids)
Biological process (GO): ribosome biogenesis
Cellular component (GO): ribonucleoprotein complex
Source: RefSeq, a predicted model, not a curated record
GCGAGACUUUCUUUACGGUGCCGACGUCUGUACUUCGCGUCGCGUUUGGCGAGGUACCGCGUUUUGUAUCCGGCAAAAUUUACAGAAAUCCGUCGGAUUUCUAGCUAGGAAGAUGGUUCAGAAAAAGCCGAAGAAGAAGGUUGGGAAGAAGGUAGCUGCCGCGCCGUUGGCAGUUAAGAAGGUUGAACCGAAGAAAGUGACCAAUCCACUCUUCGAAAAACGGACACGCAACUUUGGCAUUGGUCAGGAUAUUCAGCCGGCUCGUGAUCUCAGCCGCUUUGUAAGAUGGCCGAAGUACAUUCGCAUCCAGCGCCAAAGGUCUGUGUUGCAGAAGAGGUUGAAAGUGCCACCGACGAUAAAUCAAUUUACUCAAACAUUGGAUAAACAAACCGCUACACAGUUAUUCAAGGUAUUGGAAAAGUAUCGUCCGGAAUCAGCAGCCAUGAAGAAGGCAAGGUUGAAGGCGAGAGCCGAGCAGAAGAUCGCGAAGAAGGAAGACACGCCGACGAAGAAACCAAACGUCAUUCGCAGCGGAACCAAUACGGUGACCACGCUGGUGGAGCAGAAGAAAGCUCAGCUGGUCGUUAUAGCUCACGAUGUUGAUCCUAUUGAGAUCGUAUUAUUCCUUCCUGCCUUGUGCCGCAAGAUGGGCGUACCAUACUGUAUUGUUAAAGGCAAGGCACGUUUGGGACGUCUGGUUCGACGUAAGACUUGCUCAGCAGUUGCUCUUACUCAGGUGGAUUCUGGCGAUAGAGCCAACUUCGCAAAGAUUGUCGAAGCCAUUAAGACGAACUUCAAUGAUCGAUAUGACGAAAUCAGGCGUCACUGGGGUGGUGGUUUACUGGGAAGCAAAUCUGCGGCCAGGAUAGCGAAAUUAGAAAAAGCUAAGGCCAAGGAACUGGCACAGAAACAAGGUUAACAUUAUUGCCCGUCAUUUACAGGUUACAUAAAAAAAUAAAGGAUGAAAUACAUCUGG